GGCCAGCCCUCGCCUCGCGGAGGGAAGGCGGGAGGGCGCGCGCCGGGGCCGCCCGCUCGCUCCCUUUGCUCGUUCGCUCGUUCCCUCCCUCCGGCCGGCGGGUUAGUCAGUCAGUCAGUCAGUCCGCCUGCAGCCCGUGGGGCCAGCGAGCCGCAGAGGCCCGAGCCUCGGACGCCGGCGCCUUCUCCUGCCAUUGUUCGUCUGGCGGCUGCGGCGGCGGGCGCGAGAAGCCCGGGCCCCGGAACCACCGCAACAUCAUGACAACAGAGAAGAGUUUAGUGGCUGAGGCUGAAAAUCCACAGCACCAACCACAGAAGGAAGAGGGUGAGGGAGCCACAAACUCCGGUCAACAGGAAACUCAGUUGGAAGAGGCUUCUCAAGCAGCAGCUGAGGGAGAUAAUCAGUGUGAGCAGAAGCUGAAACCAUCUAAUGGAGACACUCCGACACAUGAAGACUUGACCAAGAACAAGGAGCGGACAUCAGAAAACAGGGGCCUGUCACGGCUGUUCUCCUCAUUUCUCAAAAGGCCUAAAUCUCAGGUGUCUGAGGAGGAAGGCAAAGAAGUAGAGUCAGCUAAAGAGAAGGGUGAAGGAGGUCAGAAAGAGAUAGAAUUUGGAGCUAGUCUUGAUGAAGAGAUCAUUGUAAAGGCCCCAAUUGCAGCUCCUGAACCUGAGCUCAAAACAGACCCAUCCUUGGAUCUCCAUUCAUUAAGCAGUGCAGAAACUCAGCCUGCUCAGGAAGAACACAGAGAAGAUCCAGAUUUUGAGACUAAGGAAGAAGGAGGACUUGAGGAGUGCUCUAAAAUAGAAGUAAAAGAAGAAGGUCCUGAAUCAAAAGCAGAGAGAGAAUUAAAGGCUUCCCAGAAAUCCAUCAGAAGGCAUAGAAGCAUGCAUUGCAAGGUCUCUCUGUUGGACGACACAGUUUAUGAAUGUGUGGUGGAGAAACAUGCUAAGGGACAAGAUUUACUUAAACGAGUGUGUGAACACCUCAAUCUUUUGGAGGAAGACUACUUUGGUCUGGCCAUUUGGGAUAAUGCAACCUCAAAGACAUGGCUGGAUUCUGCCAAAGAAAUAAAAAAGCAAGUUCGUGGUGUCCCUUGGAAUUUCACAUUUAAUGUAAAGUUUUACCCACCUGACCCAGCACAGUUAACAGAAGAUAUAACAAGGUAUUACCUGUGUCUUCAGCUUCGGCAGGACAUAGUGUCAGGACGUCUGCCCUGUUCCUUUGCAACCUUAGCGUUACUAGGCUCUUACACUAUCCAGUCUGAGCUGGGAGACUAUGACCCAGAACUCCAUGGCACAGAUUAUGUUAGUGAUUUUAAACUGGCCCCAAACCAGACCAAGGAACUUGAAGAGAAGGUCAUGGAACUGCAUAAGUCAUACAGGUCCAUGACUCCAGCUCAGGCUGACCUGGAAUUUCUUGAGAAUGCCAAAAAGUUGUCUAUGUAUGGUGUUGACCUUCAUAAAGCAAAGGACUUGGAGGGUGUGGAUAUCAUCCUAGGUGUCUGCUCUAGUGGCCUUCUGGUUUACAAAGAAAAGCUGAGAAUUAACCGCUUUCCUUGGCCCAAAGUGCUGAAGAUUUCUUACAAACGUAGCAGCUUUUUCAUUAAGAUUCGACCUGGAGAGCAAGAACAGUAUGAAAGUACUAUUGGAUUCAAACUUCCCAGUUACCGAGCAGCUAAGAAAUUAUGGAAAGUCUGUGUAGAGCAUCACACAUUUUUCAGACUGACAUCUACAGACACCAUUCCUAAAAGCAAAUUUCUUGCCCUGGGAUCCAAAUUCCGAUACAGUGGCCGAACUCAGGCUCAGACCAGGCAAGCUAGUGCUCUGAUUGACAGGCCUGCCCCACACUUUGAGCGCACAGCAAGCAAACGAGCAUCCCGAAGCCUUGAUGGAGCAGCGGCCGUUGAGUCAGCAGACCGAAGUCCUCGGCCCACCUCUGCACCAGCCAUUGCUCCGAGUCAAGCCGCAGAGGGCGGUGUCCCAGGUGCACCUGUCAAGAAAGCACAGAAGGAAACAGUGCAGGUUGAAGUGAAAAAGGAAGAGGCACCACCUGAGGAUGCUGAGCCAGAGCCCACAGAAGCAUGGAAGAAAAAGAGAGAGAGACUAGAUGGUGAAAACAUUUAUAUCAGACAUAGCAAUUUAAUGUUGGAGGAUUUAGACAAAAGUCAAGAAGAGAUCAAAAAACAUCAUGCCAGCAUCAGUGAGCUGAAAAAGAACUUCAUGGAAUCUGUACCAGAACCCCGGCCUAGUGAAUGGGAUAAACGCUUAUCCACUCACUCUCCCUUUCGAACACUUAACAUCAAUGGGCAAAUCCCUACAGGAGAAGGAAACAUAAAUGGCAUUCGCACCGAGGAGGUGGCUGCCGUGUCCACGGGGCCAUCUACCAGCCCUGACUCUGACUGGGAGGGCCCCAAGCGUUCAGUAAUUCCUAGUAAGAGCCAAAUGACCACUUCACCGGAGUCUCCAAAAAACUUUGACUUUGGCUCCCUCUCCGUAAGCAGCAAGGAGACAGAAGAGAAGGAGCUGGGGGCAGCUGGCUCUCUUGAUAUUAAGGAAAAGCUGAGAGGUCCUGGUGGGGAGUGUGUAGGAGUGGAGGAACGGGCCAGUGCCUUACAGGCCUCAGUAUCACCAGCUUCCUCCCAGCUGCAACUUCGUGAAAAAAAGGCAGAGAGUAGUGAACAGCGUGUUACACCAGGAGAGCCACUUGGAAAACAAAAUGGAUCAUUUCUUGACUCUCGUGUGGGUAACCAAUUCCCCACCCUCAUUCGAAGUUUCCAGCCUCCCCUGGUAAAGACUCAGACCGUCACCAUCUCAGACACUGCCAAUGCUGUGAAAAGUGAAAUUCCAACCAAAGACGUCCCUAUCGUCCACACCGAGACCAAGACCAUCACGUACGAGGCUGCCCAGACGGACGACAGCAACGGCGACUUGGACCCAGGAGUCUUGCUGACAGCGCAGACCAUCACAUCCGAGACCACCAGCAGCACCACCACAACUCAAAUUACCAAGACUGUAAAAGGUGGGAUUUCAGAGACCCGGAUUGAAAAGAGAAUUGUGAUCACAGGAGAUGCGGAUAUUGACCACGAUCAGGUGCUGGUACAGGCCAUCAAGGAGGCGAAGGAGCAGCACCCGGACAUGUCAGUGACCAAGGUGGUCGUCCAUCAGGAGACUGAGAUCUCUGAGGAGUGAGCUCAGGAACUCUCCCACCCUCUCCCCGCAACCCCUAACCCCCUGCCCAUCCCAGAGAAAAACCAGCGGAAUGAUAAAGAAGCUAACCAGCAAUAGUUAGACUUCAGACUUUUAAGAUGAUUGAUUCUAAACCACCAGAAAAUCAAUUUCUUUUUCUAUUUGGAGUUUAUACCAAGAAAGUCUUCUAGACAUCACUGAUCCUUUUGAAUACCUUUUUCUAUAUUGUGAUACCAGAAAUGGUGCAACUUUUCACUCUGUGGACUGUUUUUAAAGAGCUUUUCCUUUUUUUUUUUUUUUUUUAAUGGGGUGGUUUGGAACCCCUUCAGACCAGCCUCUCCCCACUUACACUGACAGGGUCCAUAGCAUUCUGGAAAUCCUCCAGUGACACUGUCAGCGUGUUGGGGGGACAAAGCUAGCUUAGCGGGGCCUCCCCGAUCCUCGCCUGGUUUAUACUCUGCAGGAACUUCACAAGCCAGCGCUUCCUCGGAGCCAGUGAUGUCCGUUUGAGAGAAUGUCAGGCAGGGCGGCCGCCCUAAGGCGCAGACCCUAGGCCAGUGUGCCCUUCGCCUCUGCUCGGAUGGUAGUGCUGUUUUCCUGCCUCUCCCCCGCUCUUUCUCUUUGGAGCCUCUUUAGAUCAAAGACAUAAGACGUUGCUUCCGACAUACCUGAUACUGUGAAUGUUUGAACGUAUCCGUGGCCUUCGUUCCUUCCUGCCCUCCUGCCCCUCUUACCUCAUCAGAAUCAGUGGCUCAGCUAAGCGCUCCCCCGCCACCUCCCAUCUCAGGAGACCAAAACUCAUGGGAAAAUAGGCACUUUGGGCCAGAGGCACUGAUAGCACAUGUUUCCUGGCGAUGUGGACAAAGCAAGCUGACGAGAUUUUUCUUUUUUCUUUUUUUUUUUUUAAGGUUUUCUAGUUCUGGGAAUGUGCGCUUGACAGGGGGCUUGGUGGGGUUUACCUCAGUCGGAUCUGCUCAGACGUAUUUCCGGGAGACCAUCCCUGGGCCUCUCUCUCUAAUCCUAGAGUGCCAGGGAGUGUAACCCAGCAGGCGACUGUGGUCCUUGACCUUACUGCUCACCAUCGGCACCUGCCUGCAGAUUGCCCUUUCUGGAGCAGGGGGAUGGCUUUCAGGGGCCUCCCUCCCCACAAAACCUGCCUUGACAAAGGGGCACAAAUGCCAGCUCCACUCAUUCCCACUUGCCAUCUGAGCUCUGUCCAGUUUUGUGGCUUGAUUUUUGUGGUGGGUUUAGGGUUUCUUUUUGCUUGUUUUUGAAAAUGAGGAACUGAUGCCCCCAAUUCCACUAUUCCUGGUAAAGAUGUGUGUGUGGGGGGGGGGCAUUUUUAUUCAGUAGGCCUUCUCUAAUUUUCCAGCUCGUUUCCCACAGACCGAUCUCCCUACACGGUCUUAGGAUCCUAAGUCUAAGACAGAAGCUCAUCUCCCUGAGGUGGACAGUGGGUCACACCCAGCCGUCGCUGGGAGCUCCAGGCGGUGAGCAGAGAUGGCUACAAGCCUCUGCUCCCCGCAGUGGGACUCAGCAGCACAUGCCUAGACUCCACGGGCUGAACUUUGUCUCGACAGACGCAGUUGGUUUGAACUGAUCUCACGUGUGUGCGUUUUUCUCUGUCCUUCCUUGAGACUGUUACUGACCCACAGGUAGCACUCUCUCUGGGCAGGGACGGGGAGGAACUGAGGUAGGAUGUGUGACUGGCUGGGGGGAAGGAGAGCGCCCUGUCUCAGGGACAGACUCACAGCCUGGGAGCGUAGGUCUGGAGCGGCGGGGCUUUCCAGGCGGUGCCCAAGCCAAGGGCUUUGUGGCCCGGAGCGGUGGCGAGGUUGGAAAUCCAGCUCACAUCAAGCAGGUGUGCCAGGUGAGCUCGCUUGCCUGGCCAGCUCUGCUACUUGGAAGAGCUGCAGGGGCCCAGAGCUGACAGCUGUGGAAUGGAGAUGGGCAAAGGAAGAGGGCAGGGCACGUGCGUCGGGAAUCUCUGGCGCACCUGUAUCCCAUGGUACCCGCUCAAAGUGGCUGCUUUCACAGCCCAGGACCACACAUCGGGGGCCUGAACUUCCCCGAGGUCCGUCACCAGCUGGCUUCACUUCUCCCUGCUUCCCUGACUAUAAACUGGACCAGAAGAUCUCCAAAGCCCUGCCGGCACUGAGAAGCUACCAUAUGGACAAGCCAGCGCGAGGAGUGUCCUUCCAAGCCUCUUUCACCUUCCUCCCUCUCUGGUUGAUGAACUUGGGGUUUGGCAAUUGUUUGAAUUUUUUUUUCUUCCUGCAAUUGUGUGCAUGCAUGCGUGAGAAGAAAAACAGACUGUCCAGGUGGAAACGGUGAAGAGGGGAGAAGAGUUCAUUUCCAGGGUCAACAACUUGGCAGCCAUUUUCCUGAAGUGACUCAGACACACCACAGUAACAACUCUCGCUGCAAUUUGAUUUUUAUUCCACUUGAGAAAUAAAGAUUUCCUCCAAGCCACGUGAGGUCUCUGUCAACCCACCCACUCACAAAGCAGGACCUGAAUUUAUCAGCUGAGGGUCCACAGAGCCUGGCUGCAGGGACUGUCAGGGAAUCUUUGCCCGCCCCCAGUCCCUACCGUGUGUUCUUCGGGGCAGCUAAGGGUGGCGAGGCAACAGUCCAGCUUUGGAAAUGGAGCCAGAGCUACAGCCUGACCAACACCAAGGAAUGCUCAUGGGAAAUACCUGCCCAGUAUCUCAGUCCCCGGGCUGGCUGGUUCUACAAAUCUCUCUCAAAUGUUUUAUUUUGGUGACAAAAAUGAAGGAGCUUUGUAAAUUAAAAAAAAAAAAAAAUUAUGAAUCAUAUCAAGUAGUUGUUUACAUUUCUCGACAAAAUAGGAAACUAUGGCAGCCGAAUCGAAUUGACAAAAACCUUAGAUUAAAUAGGCAAUAUUUAGGUCUGCCAUCUUGGCCUUUUGUAGUAAGAGAAGUGGUAGUGUUUAGAUACUGUUUGGUCUUGCUUCUUCUUGUAUUGCAUUUUUCAAUAAACUUAAAAAAAAAAAAAACAA
This is a messenger RNA of Dama dama (fallow deer), 6207 nucleotides long. It is a transcript of the gene EPB41, whose product is annotated as erythrocyte membrane protein band 4.1. Bases 258 to 3191 code for a protein of 977 amino acids. Gene Ontology annotation, biological process: cortical actin cytoskeleton organization. Gene Ontology annotation, cellular component: plasma membrane; cytoskeleton. NCBI's taxonomy places the organism in Eukaryota, Metazoa, Chordata, Mammalia, Artiodactyla, Cervidae. The transcript is spliced from 20 exons. Gene Ontology annotation, molecular function: actin binding; structural molecule activity. The record is from RefSeq and is a predicted model, not a curated record.